CUUCAAUUACAUGCUGCCAUAUGAGGAUAAAAUAUAUGGUAUCUAAUAAUAUUUCUAACACGAAAGACGAAGUCAAGAAAAAUAUAACAAUUCUGGAAGAUGGCGCUUAAGACGUCUUCGUGGCGCUGGAGCAGCAUUCGACAAUAGUGAAUCAUUAUUAACAUCCAAUAUAUUACAAUGAUUACAUGCAGCCUCCAACUUUGGAUGUUAUUCUUCAGCCUCUGCACAUUUGUUUUCUGUAAUAGAAAGGGGUUCUACAAUUUCUGUGUGUCUAAAGACAAGUUUAUGCCUAUAACAUUGGAUUGUGAUGGUAGAGCUUUCCAGACAGGGAAUAUAGAACAGUUUAAUCAAGUAGAACAUCAUCCUAUCACGAAAUUAAUUCUUAGAAAUGUUGGUCAAAAUAUAAGUAUAGUACCAAGAAAACUAAUGAAUUCAUUAAAGGAACUGAUUAUUACAAAUCAUACUAUUACUCACUUACGACCAAAAGAUGUCAAAAAUUUUUCCAAGCUCAAAUAUUUUGAACUAAUAAAAGGGCCUUUGAUGUUUUUGGAAAAGGAUGUGUUUAAAGCAAUGACCAAUCUUGAAAAACUAAAUCUAGAGGAAAAUCGUUUGAGCGAGAUCAAUGGGCUGAGAGGAUUACAAAAUUUAGAACAUUUAAAACUUUCUUCAAAUUUGUUUACGAAAAUACCAAAUAUUUCUCUCUUAAAGAAACUACAUACAUUGGAUAUUUCAAGUAACACGCUAAGACAAUUAGAAAAAAUCGUUCUUUCAAGUCCACAUGUAUCACUGAAAAACUUGUUAUUGAAAAACUGCAGUAUUUCAGAAAUUUCCGACUUAAUGUUUAAAGAUUUCCCCCAACUCGAGCGUGUAGAUCUUCAGUUCAACAUGUUAAAUAAUAUUCCUACUUCUAUAAGGUUCCUUCAAAAUUUAUAUUACCUCGAUCUAUCGAAUAAUCGAAUCACCAAGAUAUCAAACAAUUCGUUCCACAAUAAUGCACAUCUUGAACACCUGUCUAUUGAAUCGAAUGUAAUCGAAGUAAUGGAAACUUAUUCAUUAGUUCCGCUAAUAAAUUUAAAGAUACUGAGUAUUUCGAAUACAAAAGAGAGUAUAUCGUUGCCUAUCCUUCCUCAGAACACAAGAAUGACAGAUCUUCAAGUGGUUGGUUGCGAGCUAACUUUCAUUCCCCACGAUUUAUGCCAAAAAUUGCCUUCACUUGAAAAAAUUCGUCUUCACCACAACAAAAUUAUUAAUAUAUCUUUUGUUGGAAAAUGUACUAAUCUUACGACUCUAGAUGCUACACGUAAUCGUAUUAAGAUUUUGGAUGAGAAGUCAUUUGUAAAUCUCACUGAGCUUUUAGAUCUUGUGUUACGACGAAACUUGAUUGAAACCAUUGACAAAAAAAUUUUUUCUAAUUUAAGAAAUUUGGAAUUACUAAAUCUAGCAGAAAAUAAAAUUACAUAUAUUCAUCCAAAGGCUUUUAUAAAUUUAGCUAAAUUGAAAAAAUUAUACCUUGAAAAAAAUUCUUUGAAAAGUCUUUCUUGGGAAGGAUUACAAUCACUAUCAACACUAGUAGCAAGUGGAAAUGAGAAUCUUUUAACAUUUCCGGGACCUGAAAAAUUCCCAAAACUUGAGAAAAUCAAAGUGCCAUAUGUGUACCAUUGCUGUGAAUACAUAAAAGAAAAUGAGAGUAGAAUAAGACCCUAUUUUGAAAAUCUAAAAAACUUAGAUGUUGCUGAAAGCUUCACUUAUGAGGAUUCAGAUCACGAGUCAUCAUUGCAAUUUAAUCAUGCACCAAAAAAUGAAUCUCUAAAUGAUAAGUAUCCUGAAUAUAAUUAUCGCAACAACGGUGAGCAAUUUAUUCCAAGCAACCAGUUUAAACCUUUAAUUUAUUGUUCACCGCAACCAGAUGUAUUUCACCCUUGUACCGACCUCUUAAGUUGGUGGGCUCUUCGUUGCGGUUCAUGGACGGUUUUUUUAUUAGCUUUGCUUGGGAAUUGUGCAGUUCUCACUGUUAAUAUAUUCGGCAGAAGCCGAAUGGACGUUCCAAGAUUUUUAAUUUGCAAUCUUGCUGCUGCUGAUUUAUGUAUGGGAGUAUACUUAGGUUUCCUGGCCGUUGAAGAUGCUUUUACGCUAGGAGAAUUUAAACGAUAUGGGAUAUCAUGGCAACAGUCCAUUGCCUGCUCUACAGCGGGAUUUUUAGCUGUUUUUUCGAGUGAACUAUCAGUUUUCACUUUAGCUGUAAUAACUCUAGAGAGACUUUAUGCUAUCACUCAUGCUGUACAUUUAAAUAAGCGUCUCUCUCUACGUAGAGCUACUUAUAUUAUGGUCAUUGGUUGGAUUAUUGCUGUUAUUAUUGGUAGUUUACCUUUAUUUGGAAUUAGUGACUACAGAACUUUCGCCGUUUGUUUACCGUUUGAUGUUUCUGAUUACAAGUCAAAGGCAUACGUUUGCUCUAUUCUAGUUUUAAACUGUUCAGCUUUUUUUGUCAUUUUAGCAAGUUAUACUAAAAUGUACUAUUCGAUUCGUGGCUCACCUGCAUGGAAUUCCUCGGACUCAAGAGUCGCAAAACGAAUGGCAUUGCUUGUAUUUACAGAUUUCUUAUGUUGGGCUCCAAUUUCUUUCAUUUCGUUGUCUGCAACCUUCCGUCUGAAUUUUAUUACACUGGAGCAAGCUAAAAUUCUGACAAUUUUCGUUCUUCCUCUAAAUUCGUGUGCCAAUCCUUUUUUAUACGCUAUAUUCACAAAGCAAUUUGGCAAGGACUGUGUGCAAUUAUGUAGAAGAAUAGAGGAAAGUUCUCUAAGUAGAUCCUUGUCAAGACUCAAUCAACGGCAUCUUUCGUCCUCUAUGGAUUCAAAGAGUUUACGAAGAUUAACGAGUGCAUCGUCCAGCAUAAGAACGAGAAACCCCACUGACAAGAGUGACAAGUCUACUUUAAGCUCCCAAGAAUCACAGAUCAAGUCAAAAUGGUUAAAUUUUAAAUCAGCAAGGAGAUGCUGGUUGAGAAAAUUUUCAAGAAAUAAAGAGGAAAUAAGUUUACAAAUGACCCGAAAGGUUAACAACAAAUUUCCGUUGAUUGUUUUUCAAGCCAGUCCUAAAUCUUAUCGGAGGACAUACGAUAGACAUUUACAAAGUGAAAAUGGCUCUAUUUCUUAUAGAUUCGAUGUCUCGUUAUAAACAACAUCGAUCCCUGCUAUCGACUAUAUCGCUCAAACUAUAAGACAAAAAUUAUUGAGUUUUUCAGAAUAAAUAAAGCUAAAUCAUUAAAGAAAAUUAGUUGUCUUUCAAAGUGGACAAUUUAACCAUACAAUUUAAUUUUGUAUUAAAGCAAAG
Messenger RNA from Dimorphilus gyrociliatus, 3330 nucleotides. The record is from the annotation of a GenBank genome assembly. NCBI's taxonomy places the organism in Eukaryota, Metazoa, Annelida, Polychaeta, Dinophilidae.